AUGGGGGCAGGGGAGGAGGAGGAUGAAGGCCAAGGCCAAGAGGCAGCAGAGGGGGCAGAUGAGGCAGAGGACAGGAGGGGGGGAAAGGCAGAGGCAGACGGGGGAGGGGGGAAAGCAGAGGCAGACGGGGGAGGGGGGAAGGCAGAGGCAGACGGGGGAGGGGGGAUGGCAGAGGCAGACGGGGGAGGGGGAAAGGCAGAGGCAGACGGGGGAGGGGGAAAGGCAGAGGCAGACGGGGGAGGGGGAAAGGCAGAGGCAGACGGGGGAAAGGCAGAGGCAGACGGGGGAAAGGCAGAGGCAGACGGGGGAAAGGCAGAGGCAGACGGGGGAAAGGCACAGGCAGACGGGGGAAAGGCAGAGGCAGACGGGGGAAAGGCAGAGGCAGACGGGGGAAAGGCAGAGGCAGACGGGGGAAAGGCAGAGGCAGACGGGGGAAAGGCAGAGGCAGACGGGGGAAAGGCAGAGGCAGACGGGGGAAAGGCAGAGGCAGACGGGGGAAAGGCGUCGCCCUCCGUUUCUGGUGAUCAUACACAAAAUUACGAGUGA
This is a messenger RNA of Schistocerca piceifrons (Central American locust), 546 nucleotides long. Its product is annotated as glycine-rich cell wall structural protein 1.0-like. The coding region runs from base 1 to 546 and encodes 181 amino acids. The transcript is spliced from 2 exons. NCBI's taxonomy places the organism in Eukaryota, Metazoa, Arthropoda, Insecta, Orthoptera, Acrididae. The record is from RefSeq and is a predicted model, not a curated record.